GCAAAAGAAUGGAUUCGGGCUGAGCGGCAUCCAACUCAUCAAGACUCAUACGCUCCUCCUAUAUCUCGCCUCCGCAAUGCUCUAUACCCUCUGGCGCUCACUCGCGGACUCUUCUCCGUCGCUCGUACUUCGACGAUGACAUACAAAGUCCAUGACCCAGACGCGAUCAUCACCGACAGGAAUGGCAUCGUGGAAAACCGGCAUUUCAUCCACGUCGCAGUGGUGGACAGCACCGGACGACUCCUCUACACAGCAGGCGAUCCCUCUCGUCUAACACUAAUCCGCUCGGCGGCAAAACCAGCACAAGCACUCGCCAUUCUUGAAACAGGAUGUCUGGAAGAGUACGGUUUCGACGAGGCAGAUCUGGCGCUGAUAUGCGCCUCGCACAGCUCCGAGGAUCGACAUAUUGCUCGGGCGAAGGCGUUGAUGGACAGCAUUGGCGCUGUUGAGACCGACCUUCAGUGUGGUCCUCACCCCGCGAAUAUGCCUGAGAUUGAGCGACUGUGGGCCAAGCGGGAAUUCACUCCGACGCCGAUGUACAACAAUUGCUCUGGCAAGCAUGCGGGUAUGCUGGCUGGUGCUAAAAUGAUUGGCGCUGAGUUCAAAGACUAUCAUGAACCGGACCACGCCAUCCAGCUGCGAGUGAAGCAGGUGGUGGAAGAUCUUUGCGGUGAGCAGCGAGACACUGUCAAGUGGGGCAACGACGGGUGCAAUCUUCCUGCACCUGCUCUCCCUUUGCAUCUGCUCGGGAGCAUGUUCGCAGAAUUUGCAAGGGCGGCUGAUGUUGAGAAUCACGAUGGGACAAACGGCACUACCUCAAGUUCAAACCAUGUACAAGGAUGCGCAAGGGUCUUCCGGGCAAUGUCAAGCUACCCGGAAAUGGUUGCUGGUGAAGGCCGAUUCUGUACCGCACUGAUGCGAGCGUAUGAGGGCGCGCUCUUCGGCAAAGUGGGCGCUUGUGCGUGUUAUGGUGUCGGAGUGCGGGAGUCUGAACGAACAAGGCAACUUGGAGCAAAGGGAGCACUUGGAAUAGCGCUCAAGAUUGAAGACGGCAAUAUCGACAUGGGCUAUGCUGCUGUGGCCGAAGUUCUUGAACGACUAGAGAUCGGAAGUGCAGACACGAGGAAGAAACUUGCGAGUUUCCACAAGAAAGAGGUCCUCAACACCGCCGGAGUGGUGGUGGGAAGCGUGCACUAUGCAUUCGAGCUGCGACCGACCGGCGCAUAAACAUAGACAUAGACAGAGAAUAGAUGUGUGCCUUUAACGGGAGUCGGUCCAAACGGAAGAGAGAUUGGAGCGCUUCUCUGGAAAGAGUGAGGAUGAGACACCUAAUUUCUGCACCGCGUGGGUUUUUCAACUUUGCGGAAAAGAAGAGAGGGAGGCGGAGGGAAGGCAGGUGAAGUUUUGUUAUGGAUGCUGAAAUUAGUCAUGGUCAAAGUAGUCGUGGGACGAGAUUUCUAUCAACUUCACCAUAUCCCUU
This is a messenger RNA of Neohortaea acidophila, 1480 nucleotides long. Its product is annotated as L-asparaginase II. The transcript is spliced from 2 exons. NCBI's taxonomy places the organism in Eukaryota, Fungi, Ascomycota, Dothideomycetes, Mycosphaerellales, Teratosphaeriaceae. Bases 136 to 1227 code for a protein of 363 amino acids. The record is from RefSeq and is a predicted model, not a curated record.